Molecule: messenger RNA, 1443 nt
Organism: Entelurus aequoreus (snake pipefish)
Lineage: Eukaryota; Metazoa; Chordata; Actinopteri; Syngnathiformes; Syngnathidae
Product: ubiquitin-conjugating enzyme E2 D3-like
Exons: 7
Coding region: 356-799 (147 amino acids)
Biological process (GO): protein polyubiquitination; ubiquitin-dependent protein catabolic process
Cellular component (GO): nucleus
Molecular function (GO): ubiquitin conjugating enzyme activity
Source: RefSeq, a predicted model, not a curated record
CAUAAAGCCUCGCUCAGACGGACGACCGCUAGUUGGCUAACGACAUCGGCCGCAGCAGCUUCGUGGUCCGGUACUUUCCACCUGGCACACACAUAUAUCUGCCUCCCCCGAGGAAACCACCAUUAGGGGAAGACUACUGAGACGACCCGGUGGUUUGUGCUACAGCUAAUAAUAAUAAUAAUAACGACAAACAAGGCGGUUUAAAGGCGCAUACGUAAUUACUUUAGCUUGUAGGCUAACCGCGCUAGCUCGAGGAGAAAGGCCGUCGAGUUGACACUUGCGUCAGUUAACCGACGAAGCAUCCUGGCACAGCACGCCUGGCCUUCACCGAGAGGAACCACAACUACAAGAUAGGAUGGCUUUGAAAAGGAUUAACAAGGAGCUUCAUGACCUGGCUCGUGACCCCCCAGCACAGUGCUCCGCUGGCCCAGUGGGUGAUGACAUGUUUCACUGGCAAGCCACAAUCAUGGGCCCUAGUGACAGUCCAUAUCAGGGGGGUGUUUUCUUCCUGAAUAUUCAUUUCCCAACAGACUACCCCUUCAAACCACCCAAGGUUGCGUUCACAACAAGAAUUUACCACCCAAAUAUUAACAGUAACGGCAGUAUCUGUCUGGACAUUCUCAGAUCACAGUGGUCUCCGGCACUUACCAUUUCUAAAGUUCUUCUCUCCAUUUGCUCACUCCUAUGUGACCCCAACCCUGAUGACCCCUUAGUGCCAGAGAUCGCACGAAUCUACAAAACAGAUACCUGCAAGUACACCAAACUGGCAAAAGAAUGGACACAAAAAUAUGCAAUGUGAUGGCAAGGUCUGGAAAAACGUUUUCUCUGGUUCAGACUGAAAAUUUGUGGAAAUUUUUUCUUUUUUUUUCUUUUUCACUUUUUUUUUUUUUUUUUUUUUUUUUUGGUUAAUCAGCAUUUUACGCCCUCUUUCUCCCUCCCCCCGCCCGUGCGCUAAUAAGAAGAUAGUGUUUUCCUCUCAGGGCACGCGCCAGUUUCUGGGAGUCUUUCCCAUGUAGAGUUGCAAACGACGACGCGGACGAUUCUUACUCCGCUAAGUCUCCCCAUGUUGAAAGUUUGACGUCCAUUUGGCAGAAAAGAUCCAAGCAGAAACUGGCUGGUGAGCACCUGUAGGGUUAAUGACAUAGUAAACAUGAGCACACCCACUGUGUACACUAUGUGAGAGUGUAGUAUGUCAUGCAUGUUCAUCAAGUCAAACAUUACAAGGUCCAUACGUUGGAAGAAUUUGGUUCCCCUCCGAAGCCUUUUAUUGCUUAUUUUUGUUAGUUUUCUAGGAGCCAGUAGAUGAGGUGUUGGCUUGUACCCACUUAACUUAAACACUGUCUUCUUGUAGCCCUCCAAGUAUUGAUUGGAAGCCCACGGUUGAUCAUCAACUGGUGGCUCUGUUUUUAGUUUCCCUUCAAUAAAGUUACUUAAACCUUAAAA